UCGUCACCGUUAUUACUUCAACCCCACUUAACUAUAAAAUAUUCGUUGUAAAGAUGUCUUGGACAACGGUGUGCCUGGCUGUGGCCUUACUAACAACCCAGACCUUGGCUGGAGAUAGAAUCCAGAGACAAAGAGGUGGAGUUACCGGCACCACUACAGGCGGCAGAGCUACUGUUGUCCCUACAACCACCUCUGGAACCCAGGGCUCUACCGGAGGACAGGGUUCCACUUUCGGUACUGGUCAGGGAUCUACUGGAGGACAGGGUUCCAUUUUCGGCACUGGUCAGGGAUCUACCGGAGGACAGGGUUCCUCUUUCGGCACUGAUCAGGGCACUACCGGAGGACAGGGUUCCACAUUUGGCACUGGUCGGGGAUCUACCGGAGGACAGGGUUCCACUUUUGGCACUGGUCAGGGAUCUACCGGAGGACAGGGUUCCUCUUUCGGCAUUGAUCAGGGCACUACCGGAGGACAGGGUUCCACUUUUGGCACUGGUCGGGGAUCUACCGGAGGACAGGGUUCCACUUUUGGCACUGGUCGGGGAUCUACCGGAGGACAAGGUUCCACUUUUGGCACUGGUCGGGGAUCUACCGGAGGACAAGGUUCCACUUUUGGCACUGGUCAGGGAUCUACCGGAGGACAAGGUUCCACCUUCGGCGCUGGUCAGGGAUCUACCGGAGGACAGGGUAGCACCUUUGGCACUGGUCAGGGCCCUACUGGAGGACAGGGAAGCACCAUUGGCUUAAGUGGGGUCUUUGCCGGCAGCGUGUUUGGCUCAGGACUCGGCAGUGGUCAGGUCAGGAAAGUGGAGGUUUUGAUCACGCCCACUGUCACCCAGACAAUCACUGUGGAUAGGUUCGUGACCUUGACUGACUUGGCUUUUCACAGUGUGGCUGUGACCCUGACUGAACUCCGAGUAGAGACCGUCACAGUUACUAACUUUGAUGUGGUACAAACUCCCGUCGACGACCGCGUCGCCCUCCAGACCACGGUAGUUGUCAGGCCCACGUCGGUCACCGUCACCUGCGAAAAGUCCGAUUUCAGGGUGGUGACUGAGGUGGCGGUAGACCACGUCACCAUCACCCACACCUCCUACGUCAUCCGUCAGACCACCGUCACCACCCUCGUCACGCAGGCGCUGACCUACACCUCCACGCUGGUCCGCACCAUCAUCGACACACAGAGGACCACCUUCA
This is a messenger RNA of Homarus americanus (American lobster), 1194 nucleotides long. Its product is annotated as keratin, type I cytoskeletal 9-like. The record is from RefSeq and is a predicted model, not a curated record. Lineage: Eukaryota; Metazoa; Arthropoda; Malacostraca; Decapoda; Nephropidae.